AUGAACAGAUGCCAGCCUGAUGCUCCCCGCGACGCCGUUGCCUCCCUCGCCGCCUCUCCCUCCCUUCUCGCCCUUCCCGACGAGCUUCUGCUCCUCAUCGCCGAGCAGCUUUCGAGGGGAGACGCAAACUCCAUGGCCCUAACGUGUCGACACCUUUCUAGGAAGCUCCAUCCCAAAAUGUGGAAGGACGACAUCGCCGAGGGGACAUACGCCAGUGCGUCGUGGGCCGUCUGCGAGCUCCAAGACGCCACCCUCGUGGAGCUCGCCGUGGUCCGGUACGGCGCCGACCCCAACCGCCUGGUCUACCCCGCCGCUGGCAAGGGCAUCGAAGGCUUCGACGCCUGGAGCCUCGUCGGCAUGGCGGCCUGGCACGGCCUCGCCGACCGCGUCACGCAACUGCUCGCCCUCGGCGGCGACCCCAACGCCCCCGCCGCGAGGUUGCGCCAGCUGCCCAUCGUGCACACCCCGCUACGGCUCGCCCUGGACGGUGCCCUCAGCACAGACCGCCGGGGAACCUGCCCAGCCGCGACGAUGCUCUGCCUCCUCGACCACGGCGCCCAAGCGGCGAGCACCACCGCACCACCGCAGCAGCCUCGAGCCGCUGCCGCCUUGCUGCUGGAGCGCACCGCGGACCGGUACGGCUGCCCCUCGCACGCGUCCCUCGCCUGCGCGCAGCCCGUCAUCGACCGCCUCGCGCGCCAGGUGCUGCUGCUCCCGUCCGACGACACCGCCGCCUCCGCCGCCGUCGUGGCCCGCGCCGUCCGCGCCGCCAUGAACUUCGCCCUGUGGCGCCUGCCCAACCCGAUGCCCACCAUGGCCCUGCUCGCGCGCGCCGUGCCCCCGCGCAAGGGGCCCUGCUACCACCCGCUCGUGCGCUGCGUCGCAGCCCUCGCCGCCGGCCGGUACUACCACCACCCCCGGCGCGCGCGCUCCUCCUCGUCCUCGGGAGAGCAGGAGGGAGAGGGAGAGGGAGAGGGAGAGGGAGCAGCAGGCGACGACGACGACGACGCUGCCGUCGUGCCGCCCGCCGUCGACUGCGCGGCGCGCUUCCUUGCCCGCGGAGAAGACGCCGACCCGGCCCUGCGCUCGGCCCUCGCCCGCGCCGGCCGGAUGAUCGCCUCCUCCUCGUCGUCGUUGUCGUCUUCUUGUUCUUCUUCUUCUUCUUCCUAUUGGGACGACGGGGAGCAGGCGCGGACGACGCCGCGGGUGUGGGACGCGCGGCGCAGGCUGCUGGAGCGGAUCUUGGUGUGUGCGGGGCUGCUGCGGCGGCCGGCUGGGGUGCCUGGCGGGGGUGGAGAGGGCGGGGAGGCCGGCGAGGAUGCGAAGUCGGCUGACUCUCUGGCGCUGCGCGGGGCCGGUUUGGCGAAGGAGGCGCUUGAUGACGGCUCCAAUGACCCGACUGAUGAUCCGGCGACGACGACGGAGCAACAUCGGGCGGCGGCGGCGACGGCGGCGGCGCCGGUGGCCGUGGCGGAGAUGCCGGGAGGAACGCUUCUGCAGGGCGAAGAUGGGGAGUCAGGACGGGCAGACCGGCCGCCGAGGGGUGUCGGUCCGAUGGCUGAUCCGUGUCUAGCGGACCUGAAGGAGGAUAUUUACUGGGAGGAUUAG
This is a messenger RNA of Thermothielavioides terrestris NRRL 8126, 1608 nucleotides long. RefSeq lists its product as uncharacterized. The coding region runs from base 1 to 1608 and encodes 535 amino acids. The record is from RefSeq and is a predicted model, not a curated record. Gene Ontology annotation, molecular function: protein binding. The transcript has a single exon. NCBI's taxonomy places the organism in Eukaryota, Fungi, Ascomycota, Sordariomycetes, Sordariales, Chaetomiaceae.